Messenger RNA from Nerophis lumbriciformis (worm pipefish), 6780 nucleotides. The record is from RefSeq and is a predicted model, not a curated record. NCBI's taxonomy places the organism in Eukaryota, Metazoa, Chordata, Actinopteri, Syngnathiformes, Syngnathidae.
AUGACUUCACUAUCGGGGUCCAAGGAGAGAUCCGUGGCUGGUCGGGGCAGAAAGUACACGAUGCCUGACACUUCCCCCACCAAAUCCACAUCCAUUUUACCGGACACGUGGUACCGCAAGGCUUAUGAGGAAACGACACGGUCCAACUCUCGUCCUGCACCUGAGGGUGCUGGCUCCAUGCCCAGCUCUACGGGCACCCCUUCUCCUGGCUCGGGGAUCUCCUCACCAGGAUCCCUCUCUGGAUCACCAGGGACCAUCUCUCCAGGGAUUUGCACGGGAUCUCCAGGUUCUCUUGGCGGUUCUCCGGGUUUUGGGACUGGCUCCCCGGCCUCAGGCAGUGGAAGUUCUCCUGGGAGUGAAAGAGGGAUUUGGUGUGAGAACUGCAACACAAGGCUGACAGAGCUGAAAAGACAAGCUUUAAAAUUGCUUAUCCCGGGACCUUACUCCAGUAAGGAUCCAUCCUUUCCCUUGCUUCUCCAUGACAAGCUGCAAGUCCCCAACAGUUCCCGACGGGCGUGGAACGAACGCGAUAGUCGCUGUGACGUAUGCGCCACUCACCUCACUCAGCUCAAGCAGGAAGCUGUCCGCAUGGUGCUCACGCUGGACCAGUGGGAUUUGUCGCCCUCAUCAUCUCCUCCUCCUCUCCUCGGGCGCUACGCAUCCCAGGGAGCUUUAGGAGCGUCGGGCUCCAGGGAAUGGCCAUCCUCAUUUCUCCCCUCCUCGUCAUCUGCAGCGGCCGUUUCGCACCUCACUCGCCCAUCGUCGCCUUCCCCGAAUCCCGGCCAGAUCGCGACACCGAGCCCCAGCCAUGGACCUUGCGCCCCUGGUCAUGGGAGCCCUUCUGCUGCACAAACGGCUUCCUGUCCUCCCUUAAACCAACAAGUGCACAGACUGGGCUCCAAACCCAGCUCACUGGGGCUCGGAGGCGUGAUGGAAAGACGGAACGGGUCGUCCAGCUCUGGAAAAACAGCUUUGACCCAUCAACAAACUGUGAGUGCAGUAAACAGUCCAGGGAAUAGCAGCACAAACAGCAGUAACAACACAGCAGGUCAUCAGCACAUGAGCAGAACUAAUGGAGGAGUUACGCUUUAUCCGUACCAGAUCUCACAGAUGGUGUCUGAGGCAUCCAGGGAAGGUUUGACUGAGGCUGCCCUGAACCGCUACAACACACACUCACCUUCACAUACAAACUCAACAGCACACACAAACUCACCCUCUCACACUGCGGCGACAACCACCACAUCACAGACAACCAGCUCUUCAGCAGCUUCCUUCUUUGCCAGAGCUGCACAAAAACUCAAUUUAACUUCCAAGAAGAAGAAGCUGAAAACCGCCACAACUGUUCCGCUGCCCGUGACAUCAUCUUUGCCGACAUGCGAGAGCCAAUUGUUCCCAACUAAUUUCAGCUCCGCCCUCCUAACUGCCCCGCCCCCGGCGCCGCCGUGCCUUCUGCGUGCAGCCAAUAAGAUCAAAGACACACCUGGUCUAGGAAAGGUAAAAGUGAUGGUGCGUGUGUGCCCGGCGUCACAGUCGGACACGGCCGAGUCCAGUUCCUUCCUAAAAGUGGACCCCAGGAAGAAACAGAUUACCAUCAUGGACCCGUUGGCCAAUCAAACGGCAAACGUCACCUCCCAAAAGAGGGCGGGGGUUAGCCAGGUCCCUCCAAAGAUCUUUACCUUUGAUGCUGCCUUUCCUUCUGACGCAUCACAGGCGGAAGUGUGCGCGGGAACUGUUGCUGAGGUAAUUCAGUCAGUGGUGAAUGGAGCAGAUGGAUGCGUCUUCUGCUUUGGACACUCCAAGCUGGGCAAAUCCUAUACCAUGAUUGGCCGCCAUGACUCCCUGCAGACGCUGGGUAUCAUCCCUUGUGCCAUCUCCUGGCUUUUUAAGCUCAUCAAUGAGAGGAGAGAGAAAACAGGGGCGCGCUUCUCUGUCCGUGUGUCUGCAGUAGAGGUUUGGGGCAAAGAGGAGAACCUGAAGGAUUUACUCUCUGAGGUGGCCACGAAUAGCUUGCAGGAUGGACAGUCACCUGGAGUCUACCUGUGUGAAGACCCCAUCUGCGGCAUGCAGCUCCAGAACCAGUCUGAACUGCGCGCACCGACACCAGAAAAGGCAGCCUGGUUCUUAGACGCGGCCAUCGCGGCCCGCCACAGCAGCCAACGUCCCGAAACGACUGAGGAAGAGCAGAGGAACUCCCACAUGCUGUUCACGUUGCACAUUUACCAGUACCGCAUGGAGAAGACAGGCAAGGGAGGAAUGUCGGGAGGUCGCAGUCGCCUCCAUCUGCUGGACCUGGGCAGCUGCGACGACGCUGUCCUCGGGGGCGGAACGGUGGGGAAAAGCAGGGAGAACUCUUCACCCGGCUCGGCGCCACUGUGCCUUUCCCUGUCAGCCCUCGGCAACGUUAUCCUGGCCUUGGUCAACGGGAGCAAACACAUACCGUUCAAGGACAGCAAGCUGACCAUGUUGCUGAGGGAGUCACUAGGCAACAUGAACUGCCGCACUACCAUGAUCGCUCACAUCUCGGCCUUGCCUGGGGAUUUUUCGGAAAGUCUCUCCACCAUCCAGAUAGCAUCCCGUGUUCUACGCAUGAAAAAGAAAAAGGCCAAGGUCACAGUGCAGUACACCUCCAGUUCUUCUGGAGGAGAGAGCUCCUGCGAGGAGGGUCGCAUGCGUCGACCCACCCAUCUGCGGCCUUUCCAUCACCGUGGCGACCCAAACUCGGACCUCCCGCUGUUGCGCCUGUCCAGCGACCAGGAUGAGCAGUACUCAAGCAGUGAGCAGUCAUGUGACACAGUCAUCUACGUGGGUCCCAACGGGGCCGCGGUAUCCGAUCGAGAGCUGACAGACAAUGAGGGUCCGCCAGAGUUUGUGCCUAUAAUUCCCGCCCUGCUGCGAGCGAAAACAUCAGAGACGCAACAAAGUCAGGUGGUCCAGAAGCAGGUGCAGCCCGAGCUUGAAAGCCAAGACCAGCAAGGCGGUCUGUCUCAGGCCCAGUCUGCUCAAUCAAUACUAGGACAGCCAUUGGCCCCAGUACCUGAGGAGGGGGCUGAGUGCCUGAAAUGUAACACUUUUGCUGAGCUGCAGGAAAGACUGGACUGCAUUGACGGCAGUGAGGAGGUAGCAAAAUUUCCCUUUGAAGAAGUUCCAGUCUGUAAACAAGGACCCAAAGAUACAUGUUUCCAUUCUGAGAAGUCAUUUGCGGCUGCUGAGGCUGCCUCGGCUGCAGGAUUAGAUACAGAGACCAAAACAGGAGGUGCAGAAACCUCUAGGAGGAAGACCAAUGAUGAGCAGCUGCAGGAUAUUAAGGAGGUUGUGGAGGAGGCAGAGCUGGCUCAGACCAUGAUCCACAGUCUGGCUCAAAGUUCUGGGACUGCUCUCGUGUCUGGGAUUAGAAAUGUGACGGGAAGCAACUCCUCAAACCCUCUUCAUAGGGCCAAGGUUUCACACCAGCCUGACAGUCGUGAGGGUCUGACGACUGAGUCCAAGACACGGCCACUCGGUUCUCCUCGCCUAGGCAUCGCCAGCCUCACAAAAACUUCAGACUACAGGCCUCCUUCCUCACCGUCUCAACGUUGUAAAGUCUACACACAAAAGGGAGUGAUACCAGCAACAUCCCCGCUGUCUUCACACACUUUGGCUCAGGAUGGACAAGCAACAGAAGCUUUAACCUCUGACAGCAGCCUGGCUGCAGACAGUGGUCGUUCAUCCACUGAGUGUCCACUGUCCAGAACAUCUCCUGUUGGAAUGAGUCCACAAGUCAAAGAUCCAACUCCAUCUAUUUCUGCAAGCCUGGGUUCAGCAGAAACACUCUGUGACGAUGACGUCCCACCAAUACCUUUUGAUACGCACAGAGAAGGACUAGCUGGACAUCGUUUAAUGUGUGAAGAUUUACUAAUAUACAUGGGGGCUUCUGGAGAAGAAGAGGCGCUUGAUGACACAGCUUUCAUGAUGACGCAGCGCCUAACCUGUCGCCCGCCGAGCAUCAUCAGCUUCAAUAGCGACUGUUGUUCUGUGGAAACCCAUGCCAGUGGACUUCGUACAAGCCCCGUUGAGGAUCAUGUGAUUGCAACCAGCUCUGGAGUUAAGGAGGUUGUUGCCAUGGCAGAGGUGGCAAUGGCCAAGCUGCGCCUAGAAGGGGAUAAGAUAGCCACAGAGACUUCCCCAGUGUCUUCCUGGAUGAGUGAUCUGAGUGGAUGCAGUGAGGGUGAUCACUCGCUUCAUAGUUUCAACCAGUCCCAAAGUCAGCAAGGGGAAGCCCUGGCUGAACCCAACCAAAUUUCCUUGGGACUGGAUCGAUCAGGGGAUAACGGAAGCAGUGGCUGCUUCAGAAAAGCAAAUCUGGAGGAAGAUCUGUCUGAAUCCAGAGGGGAGAAGGGAACACCAACCAAGGACAGGUUGAGAAAACUGCCACCAUCGAUGGCUAAAACGACAAUCCAGUCUUUGCCAGCACUUGGGAACCUAUGUACCUUAAAGAGCACAAACAGUGCUUACCCUUGUGUAGCUAUCAAAGAGAUGGCCAUACCUGCGAUCUGCUCCUCACCAACAAAAUACAACUCACAACAGUUAGCCUCCAUUUCCAGUGAGAUGAUCUUCGAGGACCCCUGGUUGAUCCGCGGUAUGGAGGAUGGGAGGCCCACUGAGGACAUCGGGCCAGUAAAUAGGGAUGAAGAGCAUUCAAAUAGCCAAGCAGGACAGAACAUUGAAGCAGCUGGCAAUGGGAAUCUCAAGAAUCUCUGCAGGGAUGCUGAAGAUCAUGGUAGCUCUAGUUCAGGCGGAGAGGUGGUGUCAUCUCCAGACUCAUUCAAAAGAGUGGUGGAUGGUUGUGAGAUGGUUGCUGGUGUUGCCCAAGGAGAAAGCUUGGCUGAUAACUACAACCCAGAAAUCCAUCGAACUUGUAGUCUCCCCCGUGCCUGGAGUCGCGUGAACCGCCACGACGGACUGGAUAACACAACAGAGUGCAAGAAUAUCAGUGCCACAUCUUCAACCCCUUGCAGUCCCCGUGCCACACUUGACCGCCGAGGGCUGAUUGGAAAACAAGGCUUUUUUUCCCACAAGAAGGGAGGGAUCCCACCGUUGCCACCUGUACGUAAAUCUAGCCUUGAUCUGCGUAACAGGGCAGCCAGUCCAUUACAUCAGGCCAUUCAUGAGGUCCCAAUACAGGGCAGCUCUACCGAGGAUCCAUGUGGCAUUAGACAACGUGGCUCCAGUAUAGACAGCAGUAGACUCUUCAGUGUUAAACUGGAGCAGCUAGCGAGCAGAACAAACUCUCUAGGCCGUGGCUCACAUCACUAUGACUGCUUUUCUCUGGAAAGGGCUGAGAGCCUAAGGGGCGUUGGAUCCAACGGAGAGGGCACAAUGCCUCGUACCGGCCGAAGCCUCACUCGUGCUGGAAACACUCUUGGAGGUAGUUCUGGUUCAAGCAGCGCCCCACAGUCGCCUGCCAAGUCGAGUGGCCAGUCAAAGAUCUCAGCUGUCAGUAAGCUGCUAAUGACCAGCAGUCCCAAAGCUAGGAGUCUGUCUGCCUCUAGCACCAAGACUCUCAGCUUUUCUACAAAGUCUCUGAGCCAAGCAUCCAGUAGAAGCUCAAGCCUUCCACCAAACGGAAAGCCACAGGCCACUAUUCAAGGCCCUAUGCAGCAGCAGGGACCCUCUCCUGCAUGCUGUUCUACACAGUCUCUGAGCCGCAGUAGAGGGGGAAGUUUUGGUGCCAAGGUGCCCCUUCGGGCAGUCAACGGACGUAUCUCUGAACUUCUCCAAGGAAGUGCUGGUUCACGUUCCAGGAAUCAUGCCCAGGGAGGAUGUGCCGAUCCAACUGAAGACAAAGGGCCUGGAGGAGCAAGUGGAGGGGCACUAAUUGCUGGAGGGGUUGCUGGAGGAGGUCCGGGUGAAGAAAGAGCAGCAACGGUCCAAACUCUUCCUUCACCCUACAGCAAGAUCACUGCUCCCCGGAAACCACAUCGCUGCAGCAGUGGCCACGCCAGCGACAACAGCAGUGUAUUGAGCGGUGAGCUGCCCCCAGCCAUGGGAAAGACGGCCUUGUUCUAUCACAGCGGCGGUAGCAGCGGCUACGAGAGCAUGCUAAGAGACAGUAGCGAGAACACGGGAAGUACUUCUUCAGCUCAAGACUCGAUCAGUGAGCAUAGCUCGACCACCACCACCUCCUCCAGACGCAGCUCCAAGAGCAACAAGAAGAGCAGGGGCAACGCUGGACACUUAGGAGGCCUCCAGCGUCGUCGGUUGAUUCCAGCACUGACCUUGGACUCUUCCCUGUCACCUCAUCGUUCCGCAAAGCAGGCCGCCACGUCCUCUUCGUCCUCUUCCUCCAGCCCAGGUGCAUGCUGGGUAGAUGGACCUUUGGGGCCACCCGCUUCUGCAACCCUGCGAGGUCCAGCGACCACAGCGGAGGCCUUCGAGAUCAAGGUAUAUGAAAUCGAUGAUGUGGAGCGCCUGCAGAAGAGGAGAGACAAGGGUGGUACCAAGGGGACGGUGUACGGCAGUGGCAAGCUUCGCCUGCUGGAGCACCGUCAGCAGCGCAUCAGCGAGGUCCGAGCAAAGUACCAGUGUUUGAAGAAAGAGCUGGAACAGACCAAACAGCAUCUGAUGCUAGAGCCUCACACAUGGACCACUGAAUUCGAACUGCAACAGGUGUACGAGGUGGACUCGCUGGAGUAUUUAGAAGCUCUAGAGAUGGUGACGGACAAACUGGAGAACAGAGUCAAUUUCUGCAAAGCUCACCUCAUGAUGAUCACCUGCUUCGACGUAUCGUCCAGACAUCGAUAA